CCGCUGACAUCAUGACAUCUCCCGUCUGAUGAUACUAUCACUAACCCACAGUGCGCACCAGUGGCCAACACAGUACUGUCCUCCCAAUCCCAGAUGAUGAUCAAUGUCCACAGAGCCUAUCCUCAUACGUCGCCUGUGUGGAAGAAUGCCAUUACCAUUCGAGUCAUUCGUAGUUUCCAAAUGCGCGGAUGGAUUUGGUGUUUGUUAUCAUGGGCUACUGCCGUUUCUUGUCGAGGAUAUUGAGCAUGGUGCUCUAGGAUUGUUUGACUGGGUACUUUUUGUGCUACUUAUGGCACUAUUACUCUGCACGGGACAUUGGGAACGAGCUCAGUCUGCCGUAGCUCACGCACGGCAAUAUGAUAGAACGAUCAUGGAUAUAAGUUCUACCUGACCUUCUAACUACUCGCUUCGACGACUCGGACUACUUACCCGCAUCGAAAACU
This is a messenger RNA of Suillus discolor, 443 nucleotides long. RefSeq lists its product as uncharacterized. Bases 104 to 391 code for a protein of 95 amino acids. The record is from RefSeq and is a predicted model, not a curated record. The transcript has a single exon. Lineage: Eukaryota; Fungi; Basidiomycota; Agaricomycetes; Boletales; Suillaceae.